CUGGCACACAUAGCGGUAACGUUAUGCAGAAGAGGCGGCCAUGGCUUGGAAGUCGAGGACUCGAAGUCUACAGGUCUACAGAAAGGGGUAGGGGAAGAGGAUGCCCCCCCCAGCCGGACCGGCCGCCUGUACCUUUUUGAGUUUAAGCAGGAGGGACCGAUGGGGCCCCCGCUCACCGAGCUUCAGCGCAUGGACACGGCGGCCAUUUUAGACAUGAAAUGGUGCCACGUGCCUCUGGCGGAGAAGCCGGUGCUGGGAGUGGCUGCUGCCACCGGGGAGCUGCAGCUGUACGCUCUGUCGAAGAGCCAGGAGGGGCGGCGUGGUCUGCAGACUCUGGGCAGCGUGGAGGUGGGGGCGGAGCGGCUGGCUCUGUCUCUAGACUGGUCCACCGGAAGAAAGGACAGCAGCGAGGUGCGGGCGGUGUGCAGCGACUCGGCGGGCUGCGUGAGCGUCUGCUCCCUGGCCCAGGCCGCUCCGGUGGCCACGGCCCACUGGAAGGCCCACGACUUCGAGGCCUGGAUAGCAGCCUUCUCCUACUGGGACACGCAGCUGGUUUACUCCGGUGGCGACGACUGUAAACUCAAAGGCUGGGACCUCCGAGUCUCUACCUCCAGUCCCGUUUUCUGCAGCAAAAGACACUCGAUGGGCGUGUGCAGCAUCCACAGCAGCCCCCACCGGGAGCACGUCCUGGCCACGGGCAGCUACGACGAGCAGGUGCUGCUGUGGGACGGCAGGAACACGCGGCAGCCCCUCAGCGAGAGCCCCCUGGGCGGCGGGGUGUGGAGGCUCAAGUGGCACCCGGCCCACCCCCACCUGCUGCUGGCCGCCUGCAUGCACAACGACUUCCACGUGCUGCACUGCCAGCAGGCUCUGGAGGGCGGUGGGGGGGCGUGCCCCGUGGUGGCCUCCUACAUCCUCCACAACUCCCUGGCGUACGGAGCCGACUGGUCCCAGCUGUCCCUGAAGGGCCCGGCGCCGCGCUCCCCCCCCCCCGCCGAGCCAAAGCGAAGCCCCGCCGAGAGCAGAGGACACCUGCGCAUCCAGUACGAGUCCCCCACCGCCAGCUUCCACACCUCCCUGGAGGACGACGCCGGCCAGUACAUCCCAGAGGGGGCCGCACCGCCCCCCCCGGCAGCUCCAGCCCCCGAACUGGACCAGGACGCCCCCUCCCUCUCCUGUCUGCUGGCCAGCUGCUCCUUCUACGACCACAUGCUUCACGUGUGGCGCUGGGACUGGACCCCGGAUUCAUUUUGA
Messenger RNA from Menidia menidia (Atlantic silverside), 1254 nucleotides. The record is from the annotation of a GenBank genome assembly. Lineage: Eukaryota; Metazoa; Chordata; Actinopteri; Atheriniformes; Atherinopsidae.